Pseudomyrmex gracilis is the source of this 2559-nucleotide messenger RNA. RefSeq lists its product as uncharacterized. Lineage: Eukaryota; Metazoa; Arthropoda; Insecta; Hymenoptera; Formicidae. Bases 413 to 2287 code for a protein of 624 amino acids. The record is from RefSeq and is a predicted model, not a curated record. The transcript has 3 exons.
CCUCGUCGCAAAAGCUGGUCAGUUGACUGUUUAACGUUACGAGAGGAAAAUCUCUAUAUUCCCAACGAAAUAUAUAUUCGGCAGUCUCUUCGAACUGUUUUUUUGUUUGUUUUUUGUUUUGUUUUUUUUGUUUUUUUUUAACGUAACGCAAUUCAACGUAUCCGAUUACAGCCCCCGUCCCACAGAGUUUUUAAGUUCUACACACUCGUUACGCAAACUGUGCGCGAUCUGAUCGCGCGCGAGCGCGCUGUAUUUUUCUCGCAGCGUAUACGAGCGCGGAAGCGCGCGCUCGUUAUCGACAAACUUUGGAUAUCAUGACGCAAAAAGACGUGCUCUCCGCGCUCGGAAAUUCCACUGGACGUUGGAGCUUUGAUGUAAAACACACGUAGAGAAAUACGAGAGACGCAAAUCGAUGUCGCCCACGAUUUCGAUACUUUCCGCUCUGCUGCUCACGUUGAUGUUGGGAUCAGCGGAGUGCGGACAGAAGACGGAUCCUGUCGCGUUGUUGCGACGAACUCUCCGAUAUUGGUGGAAAAUAUACAAGACGUACGAGGAGGAGGUGGCACUGGGUUACUGUUGGGCGGACUAUUUGCUCGGGAUAAGCGACCGAUUGUCAGGGAAUCUAUCCGCGUCGUCGCUCGCCACGACGUUGGGAGACUGUUUCAACACGUCCAACGUCGUCGGGGUGACGAAAAGCCAGCAAAAUCCAUUUCCGCUGAACGUAAUGGUCGAUGCGACGACGACGACGACGACGACGACGACGGCGGCGGCGCUCGGAGAAACACGGAAGAAGCGACACUCGCAAGAGAAACGAUCUCGUGCGGCAGCAACGCGAGCUGUUGCUGUCCCGGAAGAAUUCAAACGCGAUCUUGACGAGCAACGGAUCAGAUUGAAAAUAAUUCGGAAGCAGAAGAGCGGAGAGAUGGAGAUAAUGAGCAGAGCCGGGCGCGUUCUACGAAGUGUCUCAAAGAAAGAAGCGAAAGAAGACAAAGUUAAUGAAGGGAAGAAGAUUAUAUCCGAGUCUUGGGCUGAGAAAAGACAACAAACACCGGCGACGAGAUCGAAAUUUUUUCACCGUAAGGAAGAAGACUCCGCGAACGAAAUACGCGAAUUUUCAUCUCGGCGUGGAACGAGCUUGCGCGCCAUUAAUUCGACGCCUAGUCCCGGGGAUAACGACGAAGUCGGUUUCGGAUCAACGCACCGCGAGAAGAAGGACACGCGUCGUAAAUUUUUACGUUCUCCGACGAGCGAUCGUGAUUCUUUCAUCGAGAGCGCUUUCGAGCGUUCAUUUUCUCUCGAGAUCGUUCGCAAAGAACGCGGGAGAUCGCUCGACGAUCAUCGGUUUCCCUUUCGAUGGUUCUUGUCGCCGCGAAGAGAAAACCCGAAGAUAGUCGACGGGUCGUUAUUUGAUCUCCGGACCUCGAGCAGUCGCGGAAUGACGAGAGAUCUUGCACGACGACGAGUUCUCUCGAACAAGAACGGAAGUCGCUCAGCGCGGCGGCGUUUACUCUUCCGGCUGGUAAGCGCGAACACGGAACGUCGCACGGUCGUAAAACCGAUGAAUUCUAAAGAAAAUUCAUCCUGCGAUCCGGUGAAACUGAUAAAUUCGAGAACAUCUCGGCGAGAGCGUGGAAAAUUAUCUCGCGAUUCGCUCCGUGAAAAAGAAAGAAGAUUCGUAGGCGCUGAGCGAUCUAUUCUCGAAUCUCGAGCAAGCGGAAGAAAAGCCGUUGAAAGGAUCGCGCUCUUCAAAACAACCGGAGGAAGCGAUACGAAAAAACAACGUUAUCCCCGAUCGAAGAAGGAAGAGGAAGGAUCACGGUCCGGAAAGGACGUUUCACCGGGAACGAUACAUCCGUUUCUUUCGUCGCGACUCGAACGAGAUUUGCGCCAACAAAUGCCGCACGAAAAUCGAGGAUCCUCUUUCGCCGUCCCGACGAUUUUCGAGGAUUCGAAACAGAACGGCACUACCGUACGUCGAGAAGACGCGGCUUUAUCAUCUCGCUAUGAACGGUUCGUGGACAACGGCGGUUACGAGAACUCGAUAAGUCAGACGGCUCGUAAUUUGAGACCAACCGCUCUGAAAGUUUCGCAAGAUCGAAAUGAACUGUCAAUAGUUCAGCAACCUUCGCUUUUGUCGAGCAUAUACUCGACCAUCGCCCCGGUUUUCAAAACACUCGGAAUGUUCGUUCAAGUCGGAAGGCAGAUCAUUGAUGUCGUUGAAUCGAACACGGCGCUCGCUUGCACGAGAGAGUAUUUGUGGACUAAACUCAUUAGAUGGAUAUUAUGAUGAUAAUGUUAAAAAAAAAAAAAAAAACUUAUUGUUCUUUACACAAAUUGUCAAAUAUUCGAGCUAUCCGAAUACGGAGUGUGGUCGACAAAAUAAAUUAUUCUACGAUUCGUUUUUUCCUCUUUGGAAAGAGAAAAACAUUUUUAUGCGAAAUAUCUAACAAAUACCUAUAGAAUUUUACUGCUUUGUCGUAUUAAUGCUAUAUAAAAAUUUCUAAGCUUGCGAGCGAGAGAAAUCUCUUUUCAAAAUCUCACCGAUUCGUAUAUUUUUCA